This is a messenger RNA of Suillus subaureus, 1134 nucleotides long. Its product is annotated as beta-lactamase-like protein. The transcript is spliced from 5 exons. NCBI's taxonomy places the organism in Eukaryota, Fungi, Basidiomycota, Agaricomycetes, Boletales, Suillaceae. Bases 1 to 1134 code for a protein of 377 amino acids. The record is from RefSeq and is a predicted model, not a curated record.
AUGGGUUCCAUUGUCUCUCCUUCUAAUACUCCUCCAAUCGAGCUCUUAUUCCUUGGAACAGGCACUUCCUCCUCGAUCCCUCACCUGGACUGCCUGACCGCUCCGCCCAACAGAGAGCCCUGUUUGACCUGCCUCUCUACGCUGACUCCAGAAGGAAAGAAGAACAUCAGGCGAAAUACCUCCGCGGCUCUCCGCAUAUCAGGCAAGGACGGCAAGACAACAACCGUGGUCAUCGAUGUAGGCAAAAACUUUCAAGCUGCGGCGGUGGAGUGGUUUCCAAAGUAUGGAUUGAGGGAGAUUGACGCUGUCAUCAUCACCCACGCACAUGCUGAUGCCAUGAAUGGCUUGGACGAUCUCCGAGGGUGGACGCUCGGAGGCGCCAUACAAACUCACAUCGAUGUCUAUGUUUCUCUGUCCACGUUUCACGAAGUUCAAAGAUCUUUCCCUUAUUUAGUCUCGAAAGAAUUCGCAUCUGGGGGAGGUGAUGUAAGUUGUUCUUUCGUUUACUCGGUCAUUAUAUUUGAUAUGCAUCACCGCGGAAAACAGGUGCCGGAUUUUGAAUGGCACAUCAUAGAAGACAAGGUCCCAUUUGAAAUCAAGGACACGGGUGUCCAGAUUACCCCAUUCAUAGGUUGGUCAUCCCCCGUAAGACCCUUGUCAGGCACCUGCUGCAGCAACGCGCCGCCCAAGAUUCAUCCGUACUUGUGCUUUGGGUUUUUGAUUCAGGACACCAUCAUUUACAUUUCUGACGUAUCUUUGAUACCCGAUGAUACUUGGGCCCUUCUAGAGUCGGCAAAGAAACCAAUGCCAGUGUUGGUGCUCGACUGCUUGCGGUUGAGGUCCCAUAUGUCGCAUAUGGGUAUUCAGGAAGCAGUGGCUGCGGUGCGAAGGCUGAAUCCUAGCCGAACCUAUUUGACUGGGUUCAGCCAUGACAUCUCUCAUGAUGAAUAUGUAACUAUUGGCAAGGCCGCGGGGGGAGACAGCUCUAAAGAUACAACUCACAUGAGCAUCGUGGAACGUCGGGGGACGGAGAUGAUUCGAGAAGGGAAGCCCGUGUGGAUUCGGCCAUCCUAUGAUGGAUUGAGGGUAUUUGUAUCUAAUGAUGAUUCGGUCAUUGACGAGACAUACGACUGA